AUGCGGCUUCAUUCAAAGCCAUACUCGUAUGAGACGGAAAUUCGCUCUUCUGACGGCAAAAGUCGUCCCCUGCACAUUUCUCAAGUGCGACGUCUUGGUUCCUUGCUACAACUUGCACGCAAAAGUCACGACUUCGAUGGUCGCAUAGUUUAUGCAUUUCCGCUUCCUGCUUCAUUGGUUGAUGUUUUGCUUGCGCUGAUUGACAAACAAGCGGUUCUCAUUGCAGCGUUGGCCUCGUUCAGCAACUAUGAUGCAUAUAUUCUUAUUGAAAACUUCAAGAAAAUGGGCAUUCAGCCAGUAUGGAUGUUCAAGCUUCUUGAUGCCUAUUUUACUCGGUGUAGUGAUAAGGAUUGUGUCGCUUUUUGGAGAGUUGCUAAAGAGUUUAACUACGCGAUUGGAGAGAAAUUGGUUUUUCGUCGCCUACUCUAUACGGUUGUGCCACAAGUCUUAUCUAAUACGAUUCAUGAGAGUUUCUUGGAUAUUUCUGCGGAUAAUUUAAUCGAGCUGCUAAAAGAUGACAAAUUGAAUGUUGAUGGAGCUGAAUCAAAGUUAAUUGAAGUGAUCGAUAUGUGGGUUCAAGCAGACGUUGAAAAUCGUGCGGCUGCCAGGCCACUUUUGCUGUCUUACGUACGAAAGCAAGGCCUUCAAGACAUAAUAGAAAAGACUGUGGACAUGUCGCGUGACGAGUCGCUUCUCAACACCACAUUGCCGCCUCGGGAGCCCCGUGAUAGACUACUCUACAUUGGUGGCUGGAAUAUCCACUCAGCUUCAACCAAGCAAUACUUCUUUGAAAAAUUCUCGAGUGAGUGGCGACUUGCAGCAAUUCCAAAACUUCCAUUGAAGCUCUGCGGUUUCGUUUCGGUCACACUUGGAUCGGUGGGUUUUAGUUUCGUAAAA
Messenger RNA from Mesorhabditis belari, 897 nucleotides. The record is from the annotation of a GenBank genome assembly. NCBI's taxonomy places the organism in Eukaryota, Metazoa, Nematoda, Chromadorea, Rhabditida, Rhabditidae.